Molecule: messenger RNA, 2773 nt
Organism: Asterias rubens (European starfish)
Lineage: Eukaryota; Metazoa; Echinodermata; Asteroidea; Forcipulatida; Asteriidae
Product: sodium/potassium-transporting ATPase subunit beta-1-interacting protein 3-like
Exons: 7
Coding region: 104-757 (217 amino acids)
Biological process (GO): regulation of sodium ion transport
Source: RefSeq, a predicted model, not a curated record
UGUGAUUAAAAUGCUCGAAGGACGGAAAGAUCAUUGAUUCAUUUUUUAGUAUAAACACAGACAGUGUGGAAGUGCUGAUCAGAAAACACAUGGUUUCGUCAACAUGGGGUGCUGCACAGCAAGAUGUACGCUGAUGACAAUAUGUGCUCUACAAAUGAUAGCCUCUAUAGAGCGGUUUGUGUUUGACCUGGUAGGCUUCAUGUGGACACCAGUCCUUGUAGGAGUCAUUGACAUCAUCAUCAUCUUAUUCUGCAUGUUUGGAAUUCAUCAGUACAGACCCAAAUUCAUUUAUGUGUAUGGCAUAUGGCAUAUCAUUUGGUUAGGAUGGAACAUCUUCAUCAUAUGCCUGUAUCUUAAUGUAGGAGCUCUUAGUGUACAGCAAAGUAGCAGCAUCCUCAGCAUGGGCACUACAAGUAAAAGUUGGUGGUUGUCGCACGGUUUUGGGUGCGUAGUCAACAGUACAACAACAAAGACGUUCCAACCCGAGAGUAUAACCCGCACAAAACAACUGUCCGUCACUGGGUGUGUGCUGGAUGGGAUAUACACAGAAGUGAUACACGCUGGCGUGCAAAUAUUGUUUUCAAUAUUUGGAAUUAUUGGUGCUAUUCUUGUCAAUUUGAAAUUUGCAGAAGAGGAAGAUAGUUUUGAUUUUAUUGGUGGAUUUGACUCCAACUAUUCAAGUUAUAAUUCACAUGCCCAACAGAAGGAACCCAACGUACCCCUGCAACCUAUUUAUAUUCACAGAGGUAUCCACUGAUUACAUCACCAUGGCAACAGCGAUUGGUAAUCCAGGCAACCGAUCGACCUAACGGGUGAAAUUCAAAUGUACGCUGGCUCCGUCGCUCAAGGAAGCAGCUUCAUUUUCUGGUUUGUGGACAAGUUUCAGUUGGAAUAAAUGCUCAAAAUAAAUCAGCCUCUUUUGGAUAAACGCUUCUUAAUUUAGAUCGACCAGAUUUGCAAAUGAACCACGCUUGUCAUCUAACGCCACAGAACAAAACAGCACCAAGAGUGAAAGCUGUUGAGUUAUUGACCCCUUGCACACAAGUCACACGCAGCGACUGUGCCACGCUCACUAUUUUUGUGGUCAAUAGGUUUACUUGUAAACAUCGCGUCGCCUAAAAUACGCACUUCACUGAAUAGCGCACAGUGACAUUGCCCACCAAUUGGUAAACUGGAUCAAUAUUACAAUUGUGUGCACGACUUUUGACCUGCUGCUUAGCAUACAUGUACAAUGUACAAUCAUGUACACGCUAUCACAGUACUAAAUAAUGGCGGUACAAAGCAAGCACAGCAAAUUAGUAUUCUUUAAAAUGGUGCUGCAUCAAUGGUAACCUUCCUGUACUAGAGCGCACUAGUUCAGCGCCAAGCAAAACUUGUGCUCAGCGACAAACAGUGCUAAAAAUAUAACUGCGCAGAAAUGCCAAGUCUAGACUAAGCCACCAAUAAGAGCGACUUUGUAUUCCAGGGCAUUACCUGGCAGGCAAGAUUUUACACUCUAACACUGGUCAUAUCGGAAGGUUUAGUAUCACAACCACCACAUAAAAAUGGUACAAAUAACUGCGGAACAAGUUUCAUGUCGGCCCCCUUGCUAUAUAAAAAUGUGAUAACAAUUGUGUGAUGAACAUGUUUGUAUUUUUCUACAAAAUAAAAAGUUUUCCUCCAAUUGAGCCGUGUAUAAGAUUGUGCCCGAAAUUUCAUCUUUGAGAGGGCAAGGCAUUUUUAAUUUUGCAAAGGACACUUUGAUUGGGAAACUUUAGAGAGGACAAGACUGGGGCAAUGAAGUCCUUUGUGGCCUGGUCCAGGCUCUGUGGCCCUUCUCUGAUAAUGUGAUGUUGUAAGUAUUAAGGUCGUAAGGUUGUACACAAUCGCCAAGCACAGUAAAAUCUUGCCGAGCAGACACGGGUACCGGCAAAAUACCAUAGGGAUUAAUGUUUAUGACUGGUUCAAAGCGAAUUUCUUAUCAAAAGAUAAAUUUUUUUAAGCGGGUCUGUACAAUCGUGUCUACAAAACUACAAAACCUCAGCUCUUUCAUUAGAGAUUUUUUUCUCUAACUCGCCAAUUGAGGGCACAGUAUUACAUGUUACAGCAAAGAAUAACUAGUAUUCUUUGGAGUUUUUCCCCCAAAAGCGGGAAAGCAUAUUUUUGCUGUGAUCAAGUAAUCUGCUGUAAAUAUUUUUAAAAAGUCAUUUGUGAGUUAGAUUUCAAUUAUGUCUGGUACCACGACCAGCUUAGACACAAGUUACAACUUCAAAUUCAAUUUCCCCAGACUAAAGAGACAGUUACUAUGUCACAUGAUUCGGGGCAAGCUUUGCAUACGGUGAACACCCAUACACAUUUUUCAAUAAAUGUGUAUGGCAUAAUGGUACCAGGUUCUGCUCAUCUGGCAGCAGCUAUACACGAAAGCUUGCCCCAAACCAUUUGACAUAUGUAGCAACUGUCUCUAUAGUCUGAGGUAAUUCAAAUGUAAGCAGUAAAUUGUGACCAAGCAACUGGGUAACCAGACAUUAUUCAAAUCUAACUCGCGAAUUGCUCAAUCGAAUGCAUUAAAUCUUUUUGCAUUGGUAGUUGCCUCACUUUUAUAAAUAGUUCUCACAAAAUAUAUUUAUUUUUGUGGAUAAUUUCAUGGAUAUUUCAUGGAAGCAUAGAGAAGGAAUAAUUGUUGUUGCCAUUUGAAGUGUGUUUAUGUUGCAAUUACAAUUUAUUUCAGUUUUUAUUGUUAUUAAUUUUAAAACAUUUCAACACAUAAAUUAAAUUUGUGUUCAUACAUGUGCUU